AUGUUCGCUCGCCCACGCCCGCAAAGCCCCUUCAUCUGCCUCCGCUGCCUCCGCAAGGCGUCCCUAUCACCGGCCCAAGCUCCGCGACGCCCCCAUACAACUACGCCCCCACAGCGCCAACCCUUCUCCAGCAGCACCACUCUCCAAAACUCCAGCAACCCACCGCCGCCCCCUCCUUCGGGCGUCUCAGCCCUCCCCCACCGCCGCCUCAUCUCCCUCUCCGGCCGCGACGCGGCCAAGUUCCUGCAAGGGCUCACGACCAACAACGUCUCGCCAUUCGCGACCACGGGGUGGUAUACAGCGUUUCUCAAUGCGCAAGGCCGCGUGCUGUACGAUUGCUUCGUCUACCCCGCGAGUUCUGUGCGCGGGUACAGAGAGUGGCUGAGUGGAGAGGGAGGGGGAAAGGGAGGAGACGGGUUAGACUGGGGCUGCUUCAUUGAGGUCGAUGGGAGUGUGCUGGAGGAAGUGACGAAGCAUCUGAAAAGACACAAGCUGAGGAGCAAGGUUAAUAUUAAGGCGGUUGGGGAGGGGGAGUGGGGUGUUUGGGCAGCAUGGGACGACACCGCACCAUCCGCGUCCUCGCACUCGGACUUGGGAACAGAGGAGGGGAGGAGGCACAUCGACAGGAGCAGCAGCAGCGACUCUGCCGGAUCCACAAACCUGACCAACACCAGCACAUCCCUAAUCCACAUCCCCGACUCGCGCGCCCCAAAAUUCGGCCACCGCAUCGUAUCCACCACCACCUCCUCCACCUCAUCCAGCCCGCCACUCCCACCGCCCCUACAGCACCUCCCCCAAACCACCCCGCCAUCCUACCACCUCCGCCGCCUCCUCCACGGCAUCCCAGAAGGCCCCUCCGAGAUCCCGCCCACCAGCGCCCUCCCCCUCGAACACAACAUGGACCUGAUGUCCGGCAUCGACUUCCGCAAGGGCUGCUACGUCGGCCAGGAGCUGACAAUCCGCACGAAACACACGGGCGUGGUUCGGAAGCGCGUUCUGCCCGUCCAGCUCUACAGGACCGAUUCCGCGGAGCCGGAGAGGUUGCGGUAUGAUGCUGACUGGGCAGGCCCGACGCCGACGCCGCCGAAAGACGCGGAUAUCAAGAACUUCGACGCGCUGGGUGGUGGCCGCAAAGGGCGCGCGGCGGGGAAGUUCAUCACCUCUGUAGGGAAUGUCGGAUUGGCGAUGUGCAGGCUCGAGAUGAUGACGGAUAUCCGCCUGACAGCCGAGUCUGCUGGAGCUGGGGCGCAUGUGCCCGGGACGGAGUUUGGGAUCAAGUGGGUCGUGGAUGAGCCGCUGGAGGGACGGGAGGGAGCGGGGAGGGAGGAAGUGGUUAAGGUCAAGGCGUUUGUGCCGGAUUGGCAUAGGGAGAGGGCUUGGGAGGGGAAGGUGCAGAGGCGGGUGGGGUGA
This is a messenger RNA of Coniosporium apollinis CBS 100218, 1410 nucleotides long. RefSeq lists its product as uncharacterized. The record is from RefSeq and is a predicted model, not a curated record. Gene Ontology annotation, molecular function: protein binding. The transcript has a single exon. The coding region runs from base 1 to 1410 and encodes 469 amino acids. Lineage: Eukaryota; Fungi; Ascomycota; Dothideomycetes. Gene Ontology annotation, cellular component: mitochondrial matrix.